ACCGCACCCCGGCGUGGAUGACGUCAUCCUUCUAGAACAUGCUGCGUGACGUCAUUCGUCAGUUUUCCUCCGUUUCGGGUGGCCACCGCCUCGCGUCUUCUCUUCCCCGCCGCUCCCAACAGGAGCUGAGAGGCGCUCAUUACAACGCUCGGCCGACAGGGCGGCAGCCCGCAGUCUAACACCACCCCCAGCCCCCAGACCACCGCCUAUCUCCAACCGAGUUCGACCCCGGGACCCGUGCCGGCGACCCAUGAGCCUGCACGACCUCUUCCGGGGAUUGUUCGGGCUCCGAGGCCAUGGCGGUGGCGGCGGUGGUCGCGGCCCUCAGGACUCCGAGGGAAGUUUCUUCGGGGGUCCGUGGCGCGACGACGAAGAUGACGAUCACCACUUCGGCGGCUUUGGCCUCUUAGCAGAUGACGACGAGAACGACGAUUCAUUCCCGCCCGGUUGGGGCGGGGCCAGAGAGGGCGACGGCAAGCGCUUCGGCUUCGGCCUGAGCGUUGGGCCGGACGAGCUGUUCCGUUUCCAUGACAACCUGGGCUUCGGGAACAUCUUGCACGAGAUGGAGCAGCUCUUCCAGAACAUUGACAGCACGAUCGCGCAGCCGCCGCGUCGCUUCGGGCCUGAUGGCCAGCCGGGCCCCAAGGAAGGACAGUCUCUCCGAGACUACAUGCUCAAGAGCCCCGACGACGAACCUCGUGCCGGACCCCACGCUCCCUCCCGUGGGGGGCUCCCGGGCAGAGGUGGGGGCCACGGCGGGGACCCGCGGCGGCCUCCCGUGGACAGCUCGCCGCCCAGCAACCGGGGAUCGUUCGACGGGCUGCCAGCACAUCCCUCCAGACCAUUCGACUUGUUUGAUUUUUUUAGGAGAGGAUUUUUCCAGCCACCCAUGCACCAUCCCGCAAUCAAAGAGGACCAGGAUCUGGACUCGCGCGUGAAGUCCGAAGGGCUGGACUCUCUGUUGCGUCAACUACCGCCCAAAUCCACCCCUGAGCCCCGGUCCUCCGUCACCCCGGGCCACGCCCCCGGCGUCCACUCCUUCAUCAGCAGCGUGUCGGUCUCCACAGUCACCAUGCCCGACGGGACGGUAGAGGAGCGCAAGACCGUCGUGGGAAGCGACGGGAAGAAGAGGACGGUUUUCAGGAGAUACGACCCACGGAGCGGGCGGGAGAUGGAGCAGCGUGAGGAGGAGGUGGAGACGGGCCCUCUGCGGCGGUGACAUCAGUGCCCAGGGCCCGGACCUCCGAACCCUUGGGCCGUAUUUCUUGUUGUUUAAAGGAAUCCUUGGACGGAUGCUGCCACUGGUUGUUGUUGAGCCCUUGUGUCAGUUCACUGCUGGAUAAAGGCUUGGCUACGCCGCGUGAGUCACAGCCGUCGUGUGACCAUACUUCACCACGCUAGUCAGUGCAGGUUACUAAGCACAGAUGUUACCCACGGCUUUGGAAUCAAACUUAGGUUGCCGGCUCGUGAUAAAUACAAUGUGAGUUUUUUUUUUCUUCUACUUAAUUGUGCUCAGGAAAGUCUCGCUGAGUCUUAUGUCUCAUCCACGUGUACACACAAAAUUAACGUAAGUAGCAACUCGGAAACAAUUGCUGUCCUUUCACCCGACAGCCACCUCAUGGCCAUGUUGUUGUGUUGCGUGCGCAACAUCAUCUCUGUGUGAGCCACCAACUCUUUGUAGAUUGCUGCACCCAACUAAACCUCGUUCAGUAACAAGGCUGUAGUAGUAGGUAACUAAACCGACUGUAUGGUUCCUUGUGCGAGUUAUUUAUAUUUAAUUUGCGUACACAAAUAAUUGUUGUGCUGAUCGAGUGCUUCCAUGGUCCCACCAAAAUACACUACAACAUUUUAAUUUCACAAUUAUUUACAGCCCCUCAUCACUCUACUGCUGGAUGUAGUCAUCUCCACACCUUGUGGAGGUUGUUUGACCGUACUUCGCUUUGCUUGGUCAGUGCUGGGUGGCUAACAGUUGAGAUGCCGCUUGCCGUGAAUCGAUCCAAGGUGGUCAGGUUCAUAGUACAGCGCAGCAUCCACCGCGGCACCGCCGCAACUAAAAAUGUCAUAACGUUUUUUACGUUAGUAACGCACAGUGUGCCCGCGCGCGCAUGCGCAACCAACCAGCCAAAUGCAAAAACCUCAACCGCUUGCGCUUUUUGUGGCUACAAAAGAUCGUGAAGCCUUGCCCUGACAUCAGGUGGGGGGGGGGGGCGCUUUGCGUUAAUGUCUUUGGGAGAGAAAACCGCUUUCAAAUGCACGGACAACGCGUAGAGGCCACUUCCCCACCCCCUGCCUUGCCUGCCUGCUGCCGCUCCUCUCCUCUCUCUCUCUUUAUGGCUACUCUCUCUCUUUUUUUCUUCCCCUGCCCCCCCCUUGGCAAAAUGAACCCACUCUCUCCUCUCCAGACUCCUGUGGUUCCCACUCUCCCCUCUUUCUCUCUCCUCCCUCUCCCUCCCGAACUCCGCAUUAAAUAAUCCCGCUAACGUGACAAGCUCGUAACUUCUCGGUAAAGUAAAAAAAAUGUAUUUAUGUUGCCAAGUUGGCAUCAAAGAGUAUUAGUUUAAAUAUUUCUUUUCAGCAAAGUUUAAAGAAAAUAGAUCCUGUUAUAUUGCACCAGCGGCCAAUAAAUCUUUGCCGUCGUCAUUGUCGUCACCGCCAGCCAUUCUCCAUCCGCUGCUGGCUUGAAAGCAUGCAGUCUCUCACCGCGUCGUGUGCCACAGCAAUCCAUCUUGUUCCAGCGCGGGUCCCAAUGUCAUCGUUCCAUCUCUCCGGCAAAUAAUUACCACUCCUCAGGGAGACUGUCUGCUUGCCGCUUGUGUUGUUUCUGCUGUGUAGUGGAAAAUAAAUAAAUUAAUAAGAACUAAAUGUA
Molecule: messenger RNA, 2866 nt
Organism: Lethenteron reissneri (Far Eastern brook lamprey)
Lineage: Eukaryota; Metazoa; Chordata; Hyperoartia; Petromyzontiformes; Petromyzontidae
Gene: HAX1
Product: HCLS1 associated protein X-1
Biological process (GO): negative regulation of apoptotic process; regulation of actin filament polymerization
Cellular component (GO): sarcoplasmic reticulum; mitochondrion; actin cytoskeleton
Source: RefSeq, a predicted model, not a curated record